CGGACUGCUCGACUUCAGUUUGACAAUUGAUUCCAAGAUGGUGUUGCUUUAUCAAGCAGCACUGCUACUUCUCCCACUACUUGGGUCUUUCUCUCAUGCCGUCCAGACCAAGGACUAUCCUUCCACCUGCACCGAUCCCUGUCUCGGUAUUACCCCCGAGAAUGGUACCAACAUAUAUUGCGACUACUGCAUCUGCAACAAUCGGCUGCUUGGCCAGGUCAAUUUCAACGCCACCGGCAACUGGACCGAGCUGUUUGAGGACUACGUCCCAUUGGACAGCCAAUGUCCCCAAGACUGGCUCUGCACCUGGGCCAACUGGACACAGACCGGCUUCAACAGCACGGUUCUCUACCCACCCAACGACGGCUUCAAAGGCUGUCCCAAAGCCGGUAGCCCCAGUGUUGGGGAUUUCGUGGACCGCUUCGGGUCCGAAUACGGCAGCUAUCUUGCCCCCGCGGGGGUGCCGUUCGCGGCGAGAUCCAUUCCGCCGGGGAAUUUGAAUAAGUUUGAUGGCAGCACCCAGUACAAUUACUGGAAGUUUGAGGUCAUGGCGGAGUUUGAUGCCCUGGAGGGGGAUAUUCUGCCGUGGUUUGGUCAGCCCGGAGGUGGAAAACAGUGGUAUGUGAAGAGCGGGUUGAGAGACUUGGUGAAUAAUGGCACGCUUCGUCUGGUGGUGGCGUCCACUUAUGAUGGUCCGAAGCAGGAUGCGUGGGAUAGCUUGAGCGCGCUGCAUGGACCUAUGAUGAUGUAUCACUAGAGAUAUUCAAGAGGUUGGUGUGUCUAUAUAUCGGUGAGAAGAACUUUCUACUAUUGAUCAGGUGUGAUACACG
Aspergillus ibericus CBS 121593 is the source of this 830-nucleotide messenger RNA. Its product is annotated as TNT domain-containing protein. Bases 38 to 757 code for a protein of 239 amino acids. The transcript has 2 exons. The record is from RefSeq and is a predicted model, not a curated record. NCBI's taxonomy places the organism in Eukaryota, Fungi, Ascomycota, Eurotiomycetes, Eurotiales, Aspergillaceae.